CCACAGCAGACGCACCCAGAGUAGCGGAGCAGCAGACUGCGAUUCGUUUAACUUACAAGACGCGGGUCGCUGCAGGGAGGAAGUGUCGUGCUGAUGACACCUGGAGACAUGGACGUGAGCAGAUGAUCGCAGUCGGCGUGAGCAAUGCUGCAGGAGAAAGUUUCAUCGGUGCCGCACGAGUGUGUGAGCCAGGUCCAGUCGAGAGAGGAAGCCGUGAAUCUCCUCCCCGAGCAGUCCCGCCUAAAUCUGUCUACAGCUCCCUCCAUCAGCAGCUCCCGCGAGCCAGAUCAGAGCAUUGACAACAUCAAGGUUGCUCUUCAUGAGAGGGAGUUGUGGAGGAAGUUUCAUGACACUGGCACUGAAAUGAUCAUUACCAAAGCAGGCAGACGGAUGUUUCCCAGCUACAAGGUGAAGGUGACCGGAAUGAACCCCAAAACCAAAUACAUCCUCCUCAUUGAUGUUGUUCCAGCUGAUGACCACCGCUACAAGUUCUGUGACAACAAAUGGAUGGUUGCUGGAAAGGCAGAGCCAGCGAUGCCCGGUAGACUGUACGUUCACCCAGAUUCUCCCGCCACUGGAGCACACUGGAUGAGACAGCUGGUGUCGUUCCAGAAACUAAAGCUCACAAACAAUCACCUGGAUCCUUUUGGCCAUAUCAUCCUUAACUCCAUGCACAAGUACCAGCCCCGAGUACACAUUGUGAAAGCAGAUGAAAACAAUGCUUUUGGGUCCAAGAACACUGCCUACUGCACUCAUGUUUUUCAUGAGACUGCCUUCAUCUCCGUCACCUCUUAUCAAAACCACAAGAUCACACAGUUAAAGAUAGAAAACAAUCCUUUUGCCAAAGGAUUUCGGGGUAAUGAGGAGGGCGAGCUGCGCGUCUCAAGACUUCAGGGGAAAGAAUAUCCAACCAUCUCGAAGAAUAUCAUUCGCCAAAGACUCAAUUCUUCGCAUCAGUUCCCUCGUCACCUGGCUGGUAAACUGGGUGGUGCGGUCAUGGCAGGGCACGCUCAAGUCCUAUCCUCCUAUCAGUAUGAAUCUGGGGUGCCCCUGUCCAACUCUGAGCUCCAGGACACCAUUUCAGCUCCGUUCCAACAGGGCAGAGACACCAGUCUUUUAUACCAUUGCUUCAAGCAUAGAGAAAACCCCAGACACUUGGAGCUUGGAUGUAAGCGGCCAUAUUUGGAGACAUCCUCCAUUGUAUCAGAAAAUCAUUACUUUCGCCCACCACCCUCUUAUGAGUCGCCCAUUCUAUCUCAUCCAUACUGCAGUGAGGCCAUCAGCUCCAGAGAAGCCUGUAUGUAUGGAAACACGGAGACAGAGUCUGGACCUGGGGGUGUGGAGGCAGAAGACAUGGCCAACUCGCCCUCAGUAAGUUGCAACAUGUGGGCAACAGUGCAGUCCUACUCGCGCUACAGCAUGGAGAGUAUGCCAUAUCAGCCCUUCGCAGCACACUUGAACAGCCCUCCAGCACCGGUGGUGCCGCACCUCACAUCAGCCAUGGCAUCACGCACUCAGUCAGAAAUGGGAGUCUACAACUCUUCUGCCAUGCAGCGCAGCAUCUCCAUGCCUCCGCCUUCAUCCACUUGCUCCUCAGCUGCUGUGGGCCCCAGGGAUAGAUCAAGUCAUCCUGCUCAGUACCAAAAAAAGCCAAUGUCCUCCAUGCGCUCUCAAAGGAACUUUUCUAACUACCCCUCUCAGAGUACACUCUCGAUCCGUGACCCGUCCCAUCAGUACCAAGUCGGUGUGAGCAGUGUGGGGACUCAGUGGACUGAAAGUUAGAGCAAACCAGUGGACAGAGAAAGUCAGUCCUCCAAGUGUGUAGACUGUUGGUGACCUUUGACUAUUGAAUGAUCAAAGUAUGCUCCCGGCAAGCGUAGCAUCCGUUCUCUUAACGGACAACUUGUUUACAACUUCCACAGGGAUA
Messenger RNA from Synchiropus splendidus (mandarinfish), 1927 nucleotides. It is a transcript of the gene tbx4, whose product is annotated as T-box transcription factor 4. Lineage: Eukaryota; Metazoa; Chordata; Actinopteri; Syngnathiformes; Callionymidae. Bases 145 to 1782 code for a protein of 545 amino acids. The record is from RefSeq and is a predicted model, not a curated record. Gene Ontology annotation, molecular function: RNA polymerase II cis-regulatory region sequence-specific DNA binding; DNA-binding transcription factor activity, RNA polymerase II-specific. Gene Ontology annotation, biological process: regulation of transcription by RNA polymerase II; angiogenesis; cell fate specification. The transcript is spliced from 9 exons. Gene Ontology annotation, cellular component: nucleus.